UCAACCCACCCGAAUCUGUCUGUUCGGUUGGAUUGCGAUGAACUGCCGGUCGUCGUUCGCUCGCCUUCUCUCUGGCAACGCCGCAUCGGGAGCUCACUACAGAGUUCUGGUCGUGGGAGGCGGAACAGGAGGGCUGGCCAUUAGCUCAUCGCUUUCUCGCAAGCUCGGACGAGACAAAGUUGCCGUCAUUGAGCCAUCUGACGUUCAUUAUUAUCAACCAAUGUUUACAUUGGUUGGGUCGGGCAUCAAGAAGUUUGAGCAAACUAGAAGACCUAUGAGAAAUGUUAUGCCUCGGCAUGUGACUUGGAUUCAAGACGGCGCCAGUGAGUUUGACCCGGAUAAUAAGACAGUUGUUACGGUCAAUGGAAAUAAGCUUUAUUAUGACUACUUGGUCGUUGCUGCUGGACUCCAGAUUGAUGUAGACAAGAUUAAGGGACUGAGAGAAUCUAUCGGUAGUGGUGGCAUUAGCACAAAUUAUUUGCCCGACACGGUCCAGAAAACAUGGAAGUUUCUGGAGGAGUUUCAAGGCGGUGAAGCGGUGUUCACUUUUCCAAACAGUGCGGUGAAAUGUGCAGGGGCACCUCAGAAGAUUAUGUAUCUCGCAGAGCACAGAUUUCGGCAGAGAGGUCUACGGGACAAGAGCAAUGUUACCUACUAUACAGCACUGCCUGUCAUAUUUGGAGCAAAGAAGUAUGCCGAUCGUCUUUCGGAAAUUGUUGAUGAAAAGAGUAUUGGAGUCAACUAUAGACAUGACUUGAUUGAGAUUGAUUCGACAAGGAAGGAAGCCGUGUUUGAAAACCUGGAGACGAAAGAGAAAGUCGUACAGAAGUAUGAUUUCAUGCAUGUGACACCACCAAUGGGUCCGAUGGACUUCCUGAAGGCCAGUCCUCUUGUCGAUGGCGCUGGUUGGGUCGACGUCGACAAAAACACCCUUCAGCACAAACGAUAUCCCAAUGUCUUUGGCAUCGGCGACUGCACCAAUGUACCAACAAGCAAAACAGCAGCAGCAGUCGCUGGACAAUCCGGUGUUCUCAAACGAAAUCUACUCUCACAUAUGAAUGGACAACCACUCACAAAGAGAUAUGAUGGCUACACAUCAUGCCCACUCCCUGUGUCGUAUGGCAAGCUUCUGUUGGCUGAGUUCGACUUUGAUGGACAGCCUCUAGAGACGUUUCCGAUCAACCAGAGAAAGGAACGCUUGGCAUUUUAUAUUAUGAAACGUGAAAUCUUGCCCCACAUGUACUGGAACUAUUUGCUCAAAGGGCACUGGGAAGGCACCUCGACCGUCAGAAAAUUACUUCAUCUGGGAACGAGUGUAUAGUGAGUGACAUAAACAGGAGACGUGGUUGACAUGAACUGUUUGUGAUGAUCUUAUCAAGUCUGUACGUGUACUAAAUUUGUACCACUUUUUCCAA
Messenger RNA from Corticium candelabrum, 1415 nucleotides. Its product is annotated as sulfide:quinone oxidoreductase, mitochondrial-like. The record is from RefSeq and is a predicted model, not a curated record. Gene Ontology annotation, cellular component: mitochondrion. The transcript is spliced from 9 exons. The coding region runs from base 38 to 1321 and encodes 427 amino acids. Gene Ontology annotation, molecular function: sulfide:quinone oxidoreductase activity; FAD binding. NCBI's taxonomy places the organism in Eukaryota, Metazoa, Porifera, Homoscleromorpha, Homosclerophorida, Plakinidae.